CUUCGUAGCCCCCGUAGACCGCUCUUCGUUCGCAAAAAAAAAAACACACAAAAAUCGAAAUACGGUCAGUAAAUCAAUAUACAACAAUAUUAAACACAAGUUACCAAUUAACCUGCACACAAAGUGUUAAAUAAAAACCCGUUAGAUAAAAUUCAAGUAACAAGUAAAAUCAAGAAGCAAAUAAAACAGUAAUUGCAACAAUAACAAACCAUAAACAUGUGAUUUUCUGUUGUGCCACCAGCUGCUGUAUGUCCUCUGUGUACAAAGUGGACGCCAGGAUGCAUCGCAACAUCAUCAUCGAACUCAAUUUCAUCAGCAUCGCCGUUUAGCAGCAUUUAUGCACCAGCAGCUUAACAUACACCUGUACACAACACCAACAACUGAGGCAGAGCGGCAACGGCAUCGGCAGCGGAAACGACAUCAUCAGAGGCAACCAAACUAACUUAUAAAGUUGUGUCGACACUCGAAUCCGCCGAACAGCAUUGCCAUGCUCGGAGUCAACCAGUCGGAAUAGACGCACGGAGAGUCUCCUCAAACAGUAGAGACAGCAGCAGCCGCAGCAGCGACAACCACGAAGCCUCGUCGUCUGGGAGCGCCGUGGUGGGCGAUCUGUACUUUGGUUACGUUACGCUCUGCGUUAGUAAGCUUUUGACAGUUGACAACGCGAGACGCUUAACGCGCACGGUAGUUAAUAACGACGACGGCAACGCGUCGCCGCUGUCGACGCAGUCGUCGUUGAAAAAAAUGCAACGCACUAACAUCGAGUUUGAGCGUCAACGUCAUCUGGCCAAUUGGUUGGUGAAGAGCAGUCCUCACAUGGCAGCUGCAGCGGCGAGUGCAGCGCAGCCACCCACAGCAGCGGGAGCAAUUGGCAGUACUGGAGCGUCGACAGCAGCGGUAGCUGUGAUUGGAGCAGGGGGUGUGGCAGCUGCUGCGCAAAUAGCGCCCGGCAACAGCGCUGUAGCCUGUAAUGGUGCCCCACCUGGUGCACAUCACGGGCCAUUGGCGAUGGCUGCUGCCACGGCUGCUGUUGAGGCGCGCAAGCCCAAGUUGCGUCGCUUUAACUCCCACGACACCAGCUCCAACAUGUUCUCUGUCGCCGACUUUGAGAACGCGCGUCUGGCGCGCCGCAACGAGAUCGAGCUGAAGCAGCGUCUGGCGCGACGCCAGCGCAAUAGCGCCAAUGGUAGCUAUGGCUUGGGCAGUGGUGGCGGUGGCGGUGGCGAUGUCGUCACUUCUGCAACUGGUGGUGGCCUCACAGCCAGCAAUGGCCAUGGCGGCUACACGGGUUUCUGUGGCGGACUCAAUGGCAGCGGCGACUACUCCACCGGCGACAGCAAGACCUCCAAAGGCAGCGGCAGAAGAGAGGAACCUCUGCCCGCUGAUGUAUUCCUUGAGCGGUAUCCGUUGCCUCGCGUUGCACGCUUUUUGUAUCCCAGUAAGAACUCAAACGAGACGCUCCAAUCGAGUUCGUCGCACGGCUCCUCGACGGCCGCAUCAAGCAGCUCCUCGGGGGGUCUUAAGGCGUCGCACAGCACCAGCAAUGGCAACAGCAACGACGCCAACACUGGCACCACAUCAUCGUCCAGCGGCAGCAGUGGAAAUCAUCAACAGCAGCAACUCCACAAUAGCAGCAUCAACACUCUGGGGUUCAGUGAUGAAGUCUUUCUGCUAUAUAGGCUGGUGCGACAGCGCGAUAUCUAUCAUGGAUACAAUGCCAAGUUGCAGGCGUCGCAGCGCAAGAAAACUGUUCUCAUACCGCAGGAGUUUCCAGGUUAUUUCUCACUGCUGAACGAGAAGGGGCUGCCAACGGCCACACAAUAUGGCUCGCUCAUGCAACUGGUGCGAGAGCGUGUUUACAAGUUUGCCUCGGUGGAUAACAUGCCGGCGUUUAGCGAAUCAUCACCCAAUGCAGCCAGCAAUAGUCCCAGUCAUGAGGGCUGCCUGCCCACCAAGAAUCGGCCACAGUAUGUGAAGACAACGGCACGAGGCGGACAGGUAUUCCGGCUGUUGGCCGUCUUCGAGGAUGGCAAGCAGGAGCAUGGUCAGAAUGGCCACAGUCACAGUCAAUCGAAUAGUCUCAGCAAUUGCAAGCCGCACUUGGCAAGCGGCGGCGGUUACAUGGGACGCGACAAGGAGAGUCGCUACGCUCAGCUGUUGAACGAACAGCGACAAGUGCUGUAUGUGCCACUCUCCACCAAGGGCAAGUUCUAUGAAAUUGAGCCGGGCAUACCGCAGCUGCUGCAGAAACUGGGUGACACGCAACGCAAACUGAAUCCAGAGUGUGUACAUCGCUUGGGUGCUCUUGUCUCGGCGGCCAAGCAGUUGCCACUGAUGUUGCGCUACAUUUCGGGACCCGCCGGCACCGAGAUACCCGAGCAGCUGUGCAUCAGUCAUGUAAGCAAGGAGGAUGUGGUCAUUGGCUGUCCCAUUGACGAACAGUAUGCUCACAGCUCAACACCACCUUCGGCCGCACAGCCGCCGUUGCAAUUGCGCAAAUUGUAUUGGAGCAGUGAUAUGCAGUUGGUAAAAUGCCUGCUGGGAUUCGUAUCAGAUCAGCGUAUGCUGGCCAAUGGAUAUGUGCAGAGUUUGCUCAAGUUUUGUCAAUUCAAUUGUGAUCAGUUUCUAAAACUGGUGGAGGUUGAGUUGCUGCAACGCAGCGAACGAUCCGGCAGUAAAACCCGUGAAGGUCUCAAGAUCCUCAAGCCGUUGCAUUUGCCGAAGCUGUUGCGGCGCGAGAAGAGCAGUAUGGCGGCAAUAACGAAUACGUCGGCCCAUGAGAAGGAGGACUCAAUCAUAUUUCUUAGCAAAACCGAUCUGGAGCAACUCGAAGCCAAAGAGGCGGCAGCAGCUGCUGCAGCCGCAGCGGCAACGCUCAACAGCAGCAAUGAAACCUCAACGCAGGGCACAAAUCGCAUCACCGAGCGCAUGAAGGUCUUUCAAUCCACCAAAAAGAAGUGGUUUCGCAAGCAACAACAACAUCAGCAGCAGCAACAACAGCAGGAGGAUAAAUCUUGUGUUGCGGAACUGCAAAUGGAUGUGCAGGCGAAGCGCAUGAGCAUGGAGCGUUAUACGGACAUGUCCAAGUUGUUGCAGGAGCGUUUUGGCAAUGUCGACAAUGAGACAUCCAUUGCCACAGUCCACGCGGACACACAGUCGCUACACAGCGAGACGGAAACGACAACGUUAACCACCAGCAUUGACCACAGCUCCAUGCCCAAGUCGUUGGACACUCUGCUGCAAAAGUCAAUGUCGCUGCAGGACAUUGAGCUCUUGAAUGGACAGCGACAGCAGCGUCCCGAUCUUCUUUCGGCACAUAAUGCGGCUGGCAAUGCGGAUGCCAUUAGUGAGGCAGGCACCGAGCUGGAAGAUGUGGAGAAUCAAACGCCACCGCCGCAAUCAUUCAUCACCGAAAAGCUGUACAAUGAGUUCCAUGUAAAGACCAGACAAUACAGCAAAUCGUCGAGCAGCCUGCAUCAGUUGCGACACUUUUCGCUGCCGCAGAAGAUGCAGCUGCAUGAAACGGAACGUGAACGUCGCAGUCUGGCGCAAUUUAAGGCCGAGCAGCAGCAGCUGGCCAAGGAGCCUAUCACUGGACGACGUGCUGCUGGUGGCGUCUCAUUACUGGGUGGUUUGGUGGCUUUGUCGCCAGCUGCAUUGCUGUCGCCCACCUCUCUGGUGGAGGAUGAUUUGCCCUACUCGAAUGUGCGCGAUUCUCUGGUGUUGUCCAGCCUGGGCAGUGUCCCCGCUUCGGCAGCACCUCAAGCAACUGUCGCACCCAUUGCUGUCGACUACACCAAGGAGAAUAUCUAUGCGGAGAUUUGCGCCUCACACACAUGUGACACUUUCUCGGGCGUUACGCAGCUGACGCAGCUGCCACAACACGACGAGGGAGACGACAAUGUGGACGAUGAUGAUGAUGAUGGUGACUAUGCCUCGCUGAAGUAUCAGCCGAAUGGACCACAGUCUGUUAGUCGCGUGGAAAUCAACUGCACGCCCGCCACAAGCGCCAUUAGCUACCACACGGUUUAUCUGGGCGAGGAACCGCUUGGCGAGCGUCAUGCGACUGCGGGAGCUCAGCAUGUGACUACAGUGGAGCUGGCUGGCGAGGAUAACAUAUACAAUACGCUCAAAUGAUGAUUUAUGUGAUUUCGGCAUCGACAUCGAUUAGCCGGCGCCAAGGGUCUAUUCUGAAUGUGAAGGACAAUGCGAAUAGAAAAUAGAUGAUACACAAUCUGAUGCAGAAACCGUAAUAGAACCGAAAGAAACCGAUGCAGAUGCAAACAUGCUUCUAUAUCUACAUGUAUUUUACUUUUAAUCAUCCCUAACUUUGUAAGGGAAACGCGAACAAAAUUGAAACUAACUAACAUUUCUAUAUAAAACUUAUGAACUCUUAUGAAAAGCAAGAAAAACCAAACGUAGAAUGAGUUAAGCACUGAAAACUUCAAUACGGAUAGAAUUCACUUUUACAAUAUAAAAAUGAUUUAAAAACAGUUGUACCAAGUGAAAAUUCCGCACUCAACAAUUCAAUUCAACAUGUAUUCGAUAUUACUACAUGAAAGUGAAAAUGCAAAACAUAGUAAUAUUUAUUUCAUUUGCAAAUUUUGUAUUUGUGUUGUAUUUAAACUGAAAACCCGAAACAUAUAUUAAUUUUAUAGACUGUAGUUGUAACACACGAAGAAAACAAAACAAACAUUGUACAUGGAAAGCACGAUCGUUAGUGCGACUCGAAAUUUCCUCUACUCUAGGAACGCUCUAUAAGCAAGCUCCCUCUCAAAAAAAUGACAACUCAAAUUGUAAUAUUAAAUGAUAACAAAGUGAAGACAAGCAAUUUGUAUUGUAUAUAGGCUUAGCACACACCACACACAAACAUACCACACACACUUAUAUUUAUAUAUUCGCAUAUAAUUCAUGAAACUGAAUAUUUGAAAUAUUUGCAAUAUUAUACAAUUGUAUACAUAAUAACUUACAUAUACAUAUUUACCUAGACAUAUAAUAUGAUAAUACAUCUCUAUCUCUAAAUAUGAAGUUUAGAAAUCUUAGCGCAAACCUAAGGUAUUACUAGCUUGUAGGCAAUCAACAACAAGUCAAAUCAAAUCUUAAACGAUAGAUAUAUAUAUACAAAAAUAUAUAUAGUAAUACACACAUGUAUAUCUAGAUCAUAAGACAUAAACAUACUUACAUCUAUAGAAUCUAUGACAUAAUGUAAAAUAGCUUGAAAUCUAUGGACUAACAAUUGUGGUCCACUUUUACACGAUCUCUCGUAUUUGUCGCUCUGUUUAAUACUGUAUACUAUAUACAAUAUAUAUACAUAUAUUUUUUU
Messenger RNA from Drosophila albomicans, 5323 nucleotides. RefSeq lists its product as uncharacterized. The record is from RefSeq and is a predicted model, not a curated record. NCBI's taxonomy places the organism in Eukaryota, Metazoa, Arthropoda, Insecta, Diptera, Drosophilidae.